CAUCUACUAUUUUAUUUAAUAUAAAAAUAUAUAUAUAUAUAUGAAUUGAUUGCAAUAAAACGGUUCAAAAAUCAUUUCUAACAUCUAAAUCAAUUCGAACCGAUUAAUUUUGCUAUGAGUGUGAUUUUAUCAAUGUUAACAUGUCAAACUAGUAAAAUAUUGCAAUUAAUGAUUACAAGCGGAACUUCAAAUUCAAGUGUAUUAAAUCAAUCGAUUCGGAUCAUUUUGAAUUUAUAGAGAGUAUACCUUUCAAAAUGCCUGUCUCAACUGUUGAAUUUGCUGUACAAAUGUCUGGGCCAGGAUGUGCGGAAAAAGUAAAACAGAGCCUAAACAGUGUUGGAACCGUGAAUAUUGACAUACCGAGCGGGCGUGUUGUGGUUGAUUCCGACAUGCCAUGGAUCGAAAUUCAAGAGAAAAUUGAAGAAACCGGACGACGAGCUGUUUUAUCCGGCUUUGGCGAAAAAUCAGCAGUAGCUAUUGUAAAAGAUGUCGAUGAUAAAAUCAAAGGAGUUGUUCGAUUUUCAUCAACACCAGAUGACGCACACACUAGUGGCUGUGUUGUUGACGGUGUCAUAGACGGUUUGACACCGGGUCAACAUGGACUUCAUAUUCAUGAAUGUGGUGAUAUAUCAAAUGGAUGUGAAAGUCUUGGUAAACAUUAUAAUCCAAGAAACACACGACACGGCAGUCCCGACAAUAGCAUUGAUCAAAGGCAUGCGGGAGAUUUGGGAAAUAUUGAAGCCGAUAAUGGUGGCAGAGCUAAAUUUAGAUUCGCCGAUAAACUGCUCACCGUAAAUGAAAUUAUUGGCAGAUCAAUUGUGGUUACUGAACGCGCUGACGAUUUUGGACUUGGAAAUGCGGAAAAUUCAUUGAUCGAUGGUGAUUCUGGUAAAAGAUUAGCGUGUGGCAUUAUCGCCAGAUCGGCCGGAAUUUUUCAAAAUUUUAAAAAGAUUUGUGCUUGUGAUGGUGUUACAAUAUGGGAUGAACGUGAUAAGCCGGUGGCGGGCGGGAAUCGCAGUAGUCAGUAAAGAACCGUAUACAACGGUGCAAUUGUGAAAUAAUGGAAUUUAAUUACUUUAAGUAAACCUACCUCUAUCAAUGGAUUAUAUAUAUAUAGUUUUCUAAAAACUGAACAUUUUUGUUACAAAUUGAAGGGUAUAAAAUAAUAAAAAUGUGUAUUAUAAAUUACGA
Messenger RNA from Contarinia nasturtii (swede midge), 1191 nucleotides. It is a transcript of the gene Ccs, whose product is annotated as copper chaperone for superoxide dismutase. The record is from RefSeq and is a predicted model, not a curated record. The coding region runs from base 255 to 1028 and encodes 257 amino acids. The transcript has 3 exons. NCBI's taxonomy places the organism in Eukaryota, Metazoa, Arthropoda, Insecta, Diptera, Cecidomyiidae. Gene Ontology annotation, biological process: removal of superoxide radicals. Gene Ontology annotation, molecular function: copper ion binding.